This is a messenger RNA of Drosophila innubila, 1383 nucleotides long. RefSeq names its product elongation factor Ts, mitochondrial (gene mEFTs). Gene Ontology annotation, biological process: mitochondrial translational elongation. Gene Ontology annotation, cellular component: mitochondrial matrix. The record is from RefSeq and is a predicted model, not a curated record. Lineage: Eukaryota; Metazoa; Arthropoda; Insecta; Diptera; Drosophilidae. Gene Ontology annotation, molecular function: protein binding; translation elongation factor activity. Bases 336 to 1283 code for a protein of 315 amino acids. The transcript is spliced from 3 exons.
AAAAAAAUCCAAAAUUAAAAAUAAAUACGGGAAACAAGUAUUGCACAAGCAAUACUUAACUUACAUUAAUAGAUAUUGUUGAAUUACGCGUCGCAACGCGUUUAUUUGUAUUAUUUUAGAGCCACAGCCGGUGUCUGAACAUACCAACGAGUUGAAAACAAAUGCAAAUCACACGCAAUUCCAUUCAUAAUAGUCCGAAAUUGAUUUAACAAAUCGCAGGUGACAGGAAAUAACAAAAUCUCGUUGCCCGUAGCAGCAGGCUAAGCGCAACAAGUAAACCACUUGAAAGUUAACUAAAGCCCAGACAAAUUUUUGGUUCAAACAAAUAAAUUCAAAUGCUGCUUCAAAAGUUUUUUAAUCGCACUCUUCACACCACGCGGCAGUUAUAUGCCGCCGGUGCGGGUCUUGAGAAGAGUGCGUUGUCUGCGCUACGCAAGAAGACCGGCUACACAUUCGCCAACUGCAAAAAGGCGCUCGAGUUGCAUAACAACGAUGUCAACCAGGCAGAGAAAUGGCUGCAUCAGCAGGCUCAAUCUCUCGGCUGGUCCAAGGCCACAAAAGUCGCAGAUCGAGUGACAGCGCAGGGACUCGUUGGCGUUCUAAUCAAUGGCAAUCGUGGUGCAAUGGUGGAGCUCAACUGUGAGACGGAUUUUGUGGCACGCAAUGAAACCUUCAAGCGAUUUGUGGAUCACGUGUCGCGCAUUGUGCUGCACUACACAGACCAGACCGAGUUCGAUGGUGAUCUCUGGAAGCUUGGCUUCGACUCGGAUGCUUUGAAGAAUCUGGAAACACCACAAGGCGGUUCGCUGGCCGAUCAUCUGGCCUUACUCAUCGGUGCCAUUGGAGAAAACGCCAUUAUUCGACGUGCCCUUUGCUUUAAGGUGAACAAUGAUUUGAUGCUGGCGGGCUAUGCGCAUCCGGCACCUACAAAUGUCGGCACCACCCAAAAUAUCACACAAGUGGGCAAAUACGGUGCCAUUGUCGCAUUCCGUUCUCCAAGAGAAUUUGAGGAUGUUGAAAUCCACAAAGGCAUUUGCCAGCAAAUUGUGGGAAUGAAGCCAGCUAAAGUUGGCGAAUACGAUAAGGAUAAGCCGGCUGAGAACAAAGAUGAUGAAACCUGCCUCAUAUACCAGGAAUAUCUGCUGGAUGCUGACAAAACUGUUGGCGAAAUUCUCAAAGAGCGAUCCAUCGAUAUUAUUGACUAUCAUCGAUUUGAAUGCGGCGAGCCAACAAAGCGCGAUCUUCAAGAGAUCUUGCAAUCCCAACAGCAGAACAGCAACUGAACUGCAACCUGACUGUAGCAUACCAAAUUUGUUGUACUCUAUCUUCUUUGUUAACUCGUAAAUACUGGCGGCAAUAACAAAACUGGGAAACAAAGCUGAA